Molecule: messenger RNA, 1545 nt
Organism: Nymphalis io (European peacock)
Lineage: Eukaryota; Metazoa; Arthropoda; Insecta; Lepidoptera; Nymphalidae
Product: cytochrome P450 6B2-like
Exons: 2
Coding region: 1-1545 (514 amino acids)
Molecular function (GO): monooxygenase activity; iron ion binding; oxidoreductase activity, acting on paired donors, with incorporation or reduction of molecular oxygen
Source: RefSeq, a predicted model, not a curated record
AUGAUUUUAUCAGUAACGGCAUUUUUUGGUGUUUUGAUAUUGUAUCAGCUUUACGUAUUAUUAACAAAAAAACAUGAUUAUUGGAAAAAGAAAAACGUUCCACAUCGGAAACCGAAACUAAUUUUUGGCAACUUCAAAGAUUAUAUAUUUCUAAGAAAAAGUCGUCAGACAGUUAUACGUGAAAUUUAUGACCAGUUCCCUGAUGAGCCGUACAUCGGCGUCUAUUAUGGUACAGCACCAGCUCUCGUUAUCAAGGAUCCUAAAAUAUUAAAACUGGUGUUGACACAAGACUUCUAUUACUUCAAUGGUAGAGAAAAUACAGACCACGCUAACAGAGAGCCAAUUACAACGAAUUUGUUAUUGAAUGGAGGUAAUCAUUGGAAAGUUUUACGACAGAAUUUAACUCCACUUUUCACAUCUGCAAAGUUAAAGAAUAUGUUCCCAAUUAUCAAAGAAUGUGCUGAGGAAUUGGACCCGUACCUUAAGGAUGAAAUACAAAUUUCGGGGAAUAUUAACAUAAAAUCCUUGUUGGCUAGAUAUUCGAUGGAAUGUAUUAUUAGAUGUGUUUUUGGUCUAAGAGCGAACACUAUGAAGAGAGAUGCAGCUAUUAAUCCAUUCGUUACUAUAGCAGAAGAAAUAAAUUCAACACCAACUAGAGCUGGCUUAAAAAACAUUGGCCGAUCUAUAUGGCCUGAUUUAUUUUACGCAUUGGGUUUGCAUUUGUUCGAUGACAAAAUUGAAAAAUUCUUUAACCGCUUAUUCACCGGAGCUCGUAAAAGUCGUUCCACUGAUACAUCUAUAAAAAACGACUUCGUCGAUCUUAUACUGAGCUGGGAAAAGCAACAAUACAUAACCGGAGACAGUUUUAGCAAUAACCAAACGAAUGACAAGAAGAUAGAAAGAAUUGAAGUGAAUGAAGACUUACUUGUGGCACAAUGCACUUUAUUCUUCGUAGCUGGAUUUGAAACAACAUCGUCCACAAUGAAUUACCUUCUGUAUGAGCUGGCAAAAAAUAAACAAGCCCAAGAACGACUCAUAGAAGAAGUAGAUGCAUACUUUAAUAAACAUGGUGAUAUUAAGUACGAAUGUUUGUCCGAAUUGCCAUAUAUUGAAGCAUGUAUUGAAGAAGCACUUCGUCUUUACCCGGUGUUACCUGUCAUCACCAGGGAAGUGAUGAGUAGCUACACGCUGCCAACUGGGCUGCGCCUACAGAAGGGUGAUCGCGUGCAUAUACCUAUUGAUUACAUCCAACGGCACCCAGAGAAUUACCCGGAUCCCACGGCAUACCGUCCCGAACGAUUCUUUGGAGACGAGAGGAAGAAAGUCAAACCAUACACCUUCAUGCCAUUCGGUGAAGGUCCGAGAGUUUGUAUUGGUGCACGUUUUGCAAGAAUGGUUAUGUACGCUGGACUCUUGACUAUAUUCAGGAAGUAUAGGACCGUACUUGGAGAUAACAUGCCCGAUACUUUGGAAUUUAAGCCAGCAUCUAAUAUACUCAGAGCUACAAUAAAAAUGUACGUUAAAUUCAUUCCUCGAGAAGUUUGA